Messenger RNA from Dothidotthia symphoricarpi CBS 119687, 1570 nucleotides. RefSeq lists its product as uncharacterized. Bases 408 to 1508 code for a protein of 366 amino acids. NCBI's taxonomy places the organism in Eukaryota, Fungi, Ascomycota, Dothideomycetes, Pleosporales, Dothidotthiaceae. The record is from RefSeq and is a predicted model, not a curated record. The transcript has 3 exons.
GCAAUGAAUUGGCCUUCCUCAAGCGAAAAGAGGUACAUGGUGAUAUAGCAGCCCCCCGCGGGCUGUCACCUCAGCUUGGAUUAGCUUGUCAUCCGUCUUCCGUCUGCUGCCGCGAAAUCUCACGAGGUAGGGCGUGUUGAAACUUAGGGCACCUUAACCAUAACAAGCGUGGGCUUAAUCCCGACGACUAGCAUGUAGCGUCCCAUGAAACUGGUGCUAUAGCUGCACGGAGCCGUCCAAUGUCACUGUUGCUCCCAACUUGAGUCAGUUGCAUAUAGCCUCGACUGGAAGUUCCGCAUGGGGACGGGCAGAUCCCCUUCUUUAGCUGCAGCAGAAAUAUAAGGCAAGGUUCGGCCCUUUACCUCCUGUCGAACUCCUGCUCGCGAACGACAGUGCACAUACCUAUUAUGUCGGCAACACUUCAGGACUUCCAACUCGCGGCCGCUGCCGCUGGGUUCACGAUCGGGUUUGGGUUUCUUACCGUCUGGGAAGCAUGGAAGCAGACACGGCGCAACCGUAAUCCAUUAAGAUCUGUCUACAUUUACAUGCUCUGGGGAGAAAUCGCGGCAAACGUCAUCAUUGGUAUCAUCGGCUGGCUGUUUCUCAAUGGUAGACUGGGUCCUACUGUUCCGGUGUUGUUCUUCAUUCUCUUGCUAUGGGUAUUCGAAAUACAGCUCCUCAUGCAAAUUAUCAUCAAUCGAAUCGCUCUCAUCGCCGAGCACCGAAGCACUGUCUCGCGUCUCAAGUGGGGUACAGUGGUCCUCAUCACUACUAUCAACAUUGCUGUUUUCUGUAUUUGGAUUCCUGCACACACAGUUCCACCCAUCAGCAACACUUUCGUUCUCAUCAACAACGUCUGGGAUAAGAUCUCCAAAGUUUUAAUUCUCAUUGUCGAUGCUGGCCUCAACUGGUACUUCCUGCAUACUGUCAAGAUCAGACUACUACAGCAAAACGGCUUGACGAAAUAUCAACCUCUCAUUAGCUUCAAUGCAAAGCUGAUGAUUGUCUCCAUUGGCAUGGACGCUCUGCUCAUUGGCCUCAUGUUCCUCAGAAACCCAGUCGUAUACAUUCAAUUCCACCCCGUCGUGUAUAUGGUCAAACUCAAUAUCGAAAUGUCCAUGGCCUCCCUCAUCGUCCGCCUCGCGCAAGGAAAGACCGAAAAUGAUAUGGACCCCGAGGCGUUCCACAGUUCCAGCGGCCCCGCAACGUCGCAUGCCGACAAGCUCUCAAGAAAAGGCCGCCCUAAAGCAGAACAGUUGCAAUCCUUCAAACUGACAUCAAAAGGCUUGAAGAGCAAUAAUGCGCAUAGCCGAAACGACAGCGACGAGGGCCGUGGUGAAAUUCACUGCCGAACGGAUCUGAACGUUGUCUCUGAGCGAAUCGAUAUGGCCAAGGUUGAUACGGAGGCUAGCAGCUCGAGAAGCUCACGCGAGACACCACGCUCGAUGUUUGGGGACGAGACGCCGUUGCACAAAUACAAUGCAACAAUACACGCAAGAGAGUUAUAGUCAUUUCAUUUGUUAACAUGUAUAUAGUGAGUGAGUUUACACUCUUAAUGAUAUAAUACUUC